CCGACAGGGACGCGGGACGCCAUGUGGCCGGCAGUCUUGGCCCGGGGGUCCCGGGUGGCGUCCGGCCGGUGGUCCGCGCUGGGUCCCCUCCUGGCCGCGCGCUGCCCCUGGCGGCGGAGCCUGCACGCGACGGCGGCCCGGGCCGCGCCGCUCAUCCCCAUCGUGGUGGAGCAGACGGGUCGCGGCGAACGCGCCUACGACAUCUACUCGCGGCUGCUGCGGGAGCGCAUUGUGUGCGUCAUGGGCCCGAUCGAUGACAGCGUGGCCAGCCUGGUCAUCGCCCAGCUGCUCUUCCUGCAGUCGGAGAGCAACAAGAAACCCAUCCACAUGUACAUCAACAGCCCUGGUGGCGUGGUGACCGCAGGCCUGGCCAUCUACGACACCAUGCAGUACAUCCUGAACCCCAUCUGUACCUGGUGCGUGGGCCAGGCUGCCAGCAUGGGCUCCCUGCUGCUGGCUGCCGGCAGCCCGGGCAUGCGCCACUCGCUGCCCAACUCUCGCAUCAUGAUCCACCAGCCCUCGGGGGGCGCGCGGGGCCAGGCCACGGACAUCGCCAUCCAGGCCGAGGAGAUCAUGAAGCUGAAGAAACAGCUGUACACCAUCUACGCCAAGCACACCAAGCAGAGCCUGCAGGUCAUCGAGUCGGCCAUGGAGAGAGACCGCUACAUGAGCCCCAUGGAGGCCCAGGAAUUCGGCAUCCUGGACAAGGUGCUGGUGCACCCGCCCCAGGAUGGUGAGGACGAGCCGGAGCUGGUGCAGAAGGAGCCCGCAGCAACCCCAGACCCUCCCACGCCAGCAGGCUCCUGAGCCCUGGGGACUCUGCCACCCGGGACCUGAGUGGACGCCCCAGACCCGCCACCCCGGGACCUGGGGAUACCCUGGAGCCCACCAUGCCAGCAGGGUCUGAGGCCUGGACCCCACUCCCUUAGGACCUGAGGGGGGUCCCCUGGAGCUGGCCACCCUGGGACCUGAGCUGGGCACCCCCUGAGCCAGCUGGCCACACAGGCAGGCCUCCCGAGACACUGUGAUUCCAGAUUAAACCUUUGUGGUCUGGUCCUGCGUCACGCUCCAUGAUGGGGACAGGGGAAGCGCAUGUGCCCGCCUCGCCAUGCCCUGCACCCCGGGCCGGACCCUCCAUCCUUGCAGCACAGACACCACGGACCGGGGCCAUGAGGGGAAGCCGCCCUUGGGGAAGCCGGGGCGGGGUGGGCAGUAAGCAUCAGGGUGUGAGGUGGGGUGGCAAGGCCUGGGCAAGGCGCCAUGUGUGUGGGGCCAGGGACAAGCCUACCUGCCAUGGAACAAUGGGGACUGAGCAAGGCGUGGAGCCAGCUCUUCUGCAUCUUGGCAGGUGGGGCGCAGCAAGAACGAAAACGUGGGGGUUGAAGGGCGCAGGAUCCACUGGGUGCUAGCCAGGACCUCCUCCAGGUCUCCCAUGCGGGUGCAGGGUCCCAAGGCCUUGUGCCGU
Molecule: messenger RNA, 1465 nt
Organism: Ochotona curzoniae (black-lipped pika)
Lineage: Eukaryota; Metazoa; Chordata; Mammalia; Lagomorpha; Ochotonidae
Gene: CLPP
Product: caseinolytic mitochondrial matrix peptidase proteolytic subunit
Exons: 6
Coding region: 22-807 (261 amino acids)
Biological process (GO): protein quality control for misfolded or incompletely synthesized proteins
Cellular component (GO): endopeptidase Clp complex
Molecular function (GO): ATP-dependent peptidase activity; serine-type endopeptidase activity; ATPase binding
Source: RefSeq, a predicted model, not a curated record